UAGUUGCUCAACACACAAAGCAGAACUCCGCAACCUCCGCGUUAGCAAGCCUCGCUUCGCUCUUGUGGAUCCGCAUCCAAAGCAUCUGUUGGCGGCGUAAACCCAUUGCGCACUGCCGACCUUUCGAAGAGCAAGAACCGGCUGACUGUGGAUGCCUGACGUUUACUUAAAGGACCGCCAUUACCUUUUGACUUUUAAACCUCCAAAGCAGGAUUUCAGGUCAUGGAGUCUUUGAGCGACCCAACUGGAGACGGCAAGUCGUCUGCGUGUCAGUGCGCACCUAAACCCGCACUCUACCGGUGGCCUCCGGGUCUCCCCGUCGCCGUGUGCAUCCUGCUGUCCCUUUGCUCCAUAAGCGUGUGUCUCCUCAUGAGCGUCAAGACCCACCGGCUGGAGCAGCGACUCCAGAUGGUACUGGACCGAGCGCCCGCCUUCCACCCGCCGCUUGGGGCUUUAAUCCACGAGGAUGGGACUCUGGUGCCUGAGUUGAGCUCCUCCGUGGGGAAACUCGUGGAAGAGAAAGUCAUGGUGCUCAUGCCAAAGAUGCGAUCAACUCGAGAUGUUGGCCAAGACUGCGCCUGUCCUCCAGGGCCUCCCGGAAAGCGUGGAAGGAUGGGAAGACGAGGGGAACCGGGUAAGUCAAACCCACCACCUGGCAAGGCGGGACGGGAUGGAUACCCGGGUCCACUCGGCUUGGAUGGUAAACCGGGACCACCGGGUCUCAAGGGAAGCGAGGGACCGAUGGGGCCCAAGGGAGAAAAGGGUGACCAAGGAGACAUCGGACCGAGGAUGGUCUAUCCUCGAUACGAUCACGGCUUUCUCGCCGGUGACCAGUCCAGCACUUUUCAGAGACGUUUUCUGAAGGGUGACCAAGGCCAGGCUGGACCUGCUGGCCCCCCGGGUCCUCCAGGUCCCAGAGGUCCGCCCGGGAACACAGGCAAAGACGGACCCCGUGGCCCAACGGGAGAGCCAGGUUUUCCAGGCCGUGAUGGCAUUGAGGGACCUCAAGGAUCGCCUGGGAAGCCGGGAGAAGAUGGUGAGCCAGGAUAUCCAGGACCACAGGGUCCUCCUGGAGCAAAGGGUGAAGCGGGUGUUGGAGAAAAAGGAGAGCGAGGCUUGGAUGGACUACCAGGGUCGAAGGGUGAUACAGGAGCAAUAGGAGAGCGGGGCCCCAUGGGAUUUCCUGGUGCAAAAGGCAUCGCAGGCUCCUCUGACAUUAUUGACUUCAAUGGGAAGCUUCUAGACGCUUUCCAGGGCCCACCAGGACCACCUGGCCCCCAAGGUCCUCCAGGAGAAAAGGGGGAGCUCGGUUUACCAGGGCCAGCUGGAGUGGAUGGAGAGAUGGGAUUUAAAGGUGACAUCGGUGAAAUGGGACCACCAGGGGAUCGAGGAGAAAAGGGAGAGAUGGGGCUUUCGGGGCCUGCGGGUGUUGAUGGACAGAAAGGAGAGAAGGGCGACUGCAGACUGGAUGACAACCUGGUUCAAAUGAUUUCCCAACCGGGUCUUCCUGGCCCACCAGGCCCGCCUGGAGUACCCGGGUCCCCUGGAGCUAUGGGGUUGCACGGAAUGCCUGGACCUAAGGGGGAGCCAGGAUUUGGAAUCAGAGGGGAGAAGGGUGACGUUGGUGCACCAGGAACAGACGGAUUAGACGGACUUCCUGGUUCACCUGGAUCUCCCGGCCUAGUGGGUCUACCUGGGGCUAAAGGAGAAAGAGGCAGACCAGGGGAACCUGGACUUGAUGGUUUGCCAGGCUCUAUGGGAGAGAAAGGAAACAGGGGGGAACGAGGGGAGAAGGGAGACAGAGGAAGCGUCGGAAAGAGAGGACUGAAGGGUCAGAAGGGAGAACAAGGUCCUCCUGGUCUGGACCAACCUUGUCCUGUGGGUUGUGAUGACAAAAAAGAUGUCUCUCGUGCGGAAGGAGCACUCUCUUCUCCUCCUCCUCCUCCUCUUCCUCCUUCUGCCCCUGUGGCCCUUUGUCCUGUGGGACACGACGGGCUGCCCAUACCAGGCUGCUGGCACAAGUGAUGACUAACCAGCAGCAUGGAAUCUGUACAUAUUGUUAUGGUAUAUAUUGCAACUGAUUACCUUUUCAUUUUUUAUAUAAUAUAUUGAAGCAUGGACACCUCCACGGUAUUAUUAAGAACUCCAGAGAUCCAUGUUGUUUAGAAAAAAAAAGCAGCCACGCUUUAAGGAACUGAACUGGAAGCGGGACCAGAUGCAUCGUGUUGGGAGUCGAAAGUGUCGUUACUAACAAAGGCUGACCGACACAGGCUGAUUGGAUGCUUGGAUGUCUUUUUCCUCUCUGUUUUUCCGGAAAAAAAGGAGGAGAUGGCGAGGCAGAAGCUUAAACGUAAGCGUCUCGUUCAGCCGUGAGGGCCUGCUUGGAGAACAGGAACACUUAAAGGAGGCGGGAGCUCAACAUGCACUGCCUUGGUGUCGCCAUGAACACUUAAAAGGCUCCAUAAUGGAGACUCUCCAGCAGGGGGCGACAAAUCCACUUCCGCGAUUCCCCACCCCGGGAUGCUGUGACUGAUGAAGGAAGCAUUGACAGCACGUGCAGUAUUAUGCUUGGGUAUUACGGGAAGAAUUAACUGCAUAAUUACGACGUAUUUUGCAGGCUUUUUACUGAUUUUUUUAUUUUUUAAUGCGGCAGUAGAAAUGUGCUUUCUCGGCCAGUUACAUUUUGCAUUCCUAUGCAGUUUUUUGUUUGUUUUUUUUUUAAUAUUUGAAGUAGCCAUUACAGUAUUGAUGGUAAACCAGUGCACCAAUCAACAAUCUGUAUUUUUGCCAAUCAACAAUCUGUAUUUUUGCCUUAAAACUGAUGUGUCCCAUGGUUUGGUUUUUAUUGGCCCGUGUUUUUUUUUUAAUAUUUGAAGUAGCCAGUAUUGAUGGUAAACCAGUGCACCAAUCAACAAUCUGUAUUUUUGCCUUAAAACUGGUGUGUCCCAUGGUUUGGUUUUUAUUGGCCCGUGUUUUUUUUUUUAAUAUUUGAAGUAGUCACAACAGUAUUGAUGGUAAACCAGUGCACCAAUCAACAAUCUGUAUUUUUGCCUUAAAACUGAUGUGUCCUGUGGUUUGGUUUUUAUUGGCCCGUGUUUUUUUUAUAUUUGAAGUAUUCACAACAGUAUUGAUGGUAAACCAGUGCACCAAUCAACAAUCUGUAUUUUUGCCUUAAAACUGAUGUGUCCCAUGGUUUGGUUUUUAUUGGCCCGUGUUUUUUUUUUUUUUUUUAAUAUUUGAAGUCGCCACAACAGUAUUGAUAGUAAACCAGUGCACCAAUCAACAAUCUGUAUUUUUGCCUUAAAACUGAUGUGUCCCAUGGUUUGGUUUUUAUUGGCCCGUGUUUUUUUUUUAUAUUUGAAGUAGCCAGUAUUAAUGGUAAACCAGUGCACCAAUCAACAAUCUGUAUUUUUGCCUUAAAACUGAUGUGUCCCAUGGUUAGUUUUUUAUUGCCCCGUGGUUUUUUUUAAAUAUUUGAAGUAGCCACAACAGUAUUGUUGGUAUACCAGUGCACCAAUCAACAAUCUGUAUUUUUGCCUUAAAACUGAUAUGUCCCAUGGUUAGUUUUUUAUUGGCCCGUGUUUUUUUUUUAAUAUUGGAAGUAGCCAGGACAGUAUUGAUGGUAUUUUGCCUUAAAACUGGUGUGUCCCAUGGUUAGUUUUUUAUCGGCCCGUGUUUUUUUUUUUUUUUUUUAAUAUUUGAAGUAGCCACAACAGUAUUGACGGUAAACCAGUGCACCAAUGAACAAUCUGUAUUUUUGCCUUAAAACUGAUGUGUCCCGUGGUUAGUUUUUUAUUGGCCCGUGGCGCAUCAUAGACACAAAACAAAACCCCUCUCAGGCACAAUGUACAGAAAUGCAAAUAUAACAUUUUUGGCCGUUUUAAAAAAUAUAAUGUCUUUCAUUAUUUCUAGUUUUUUUUUAGUACGUCGCCAUUGAUGGAAAAAGUUAGGACACCCUUUUUCACUUAUUGACUGAUCAGGAGAUUUUCAUUCUUUUGCUUCGCUGUUGCUGCUGACUUAAAUGUGUUGUUUGUAUGAUAGUUUUGAAUGAAUAUUAGUCAUUUAACCUGAGGAACUAACCGACUAAAGUAUGACAUUUGGGUCAGUUAUGUGGAUUUUUUUUUUUUUUUAAUAUGAAUGUGUGUGUGCCUUAUUUGAAUUUCCGACAAAAUGUUACAGAACCUUUAUUGGUUGGUGUUUGCAUCACAUUUACUGGAUAUUAACGAAUGUGUUUAGAGUCGGCUUCCUAUACAGUGUAUGUAAGGUUUUAAGACAUACUGUACUGUGAUAUUAUAUAAGAAUAGGGCCUAAAAAAAAAUUAAAAUAGCAAAAUUUUAUUGAAGAACUACUUUGUUCUGGAUGGGUACUGCAACAUGCAUGUGUCUGUUUUAAUUAAUAUCUCUCAUAUAUAGUUUUAUUAUGAGUCUGGCUGAGAUGCUCAGUCGUCUAGCCAAGGACUGGUUGAAUCCAAAUAGUUCGGGGACUCUAUUGGACCUUGCUUGACCUCGGCUGGUGGGCUGACUGUUCUCUCCAAUGCACAUUGCAAUUCUUUGUAUGCAAUCCAGAUAAAGUACACUGUUUUAUUUUGUAUUAAAAUGUUUUUUUCUGUAUUAUUAAUCAGGAUUUGAAAUCACCAAAGUGCCAGAGUCCCGUUAUUCUUUCACUUUCAGUGCAUUCAAUUGACUUUAUGUACAUAAAGUUUUAUUCACGUAAUUGUACCAGGAAAAUGUUGUGUAUUCUUAAUUAUUUGAUUUUAGUCAUAUGAAUGGUUGAAGUGUUUUCUCUGUAAUGCACACUUUUUUUUUUCGAUUUGACUGGAAGCUGUCAACAUUUGAUUUCCUCCGCAGAUCACUUUUAAGGCUUAAUGGAAUCUUUAACAUUAGCCCAACGACUGGAUUGUUUGGUGUUGUAGCCAGUAAUCUAAUAUCGCAGUAUUAGCUUGACUUUGGGAGAAUGUUUUGGGUGUGUAUUUGGUUGUAAGAGAAUUAAGCUAUUUUUGUAAUUGUUGUUGUUUAAAUAUACAGUAUGUGUAACUUGGUUAUUUUAACAUGCAGACUAAAAUAAAAGUAUGAUUUCAUGCGUUUUUUUUUUUGUCCCGUAUGUCUUAGUAAGUAUAAAUUAUUAGACAUGAACAUGACAAUUUGAAUAUGAUCAUUGAUUUUCAGUUUCUAAUAAAGCUGGCGUGAAACAUAUUUUUU
This is a messenger RNA of Doryrhamphus excisus (bluestripe pipefish), 5198 nucleotides long. RefSeq names its product collagen type XXIII alpha 1 chain b (gene col23a1b). The record is from RefSeq and is a predicted model, not a curated record. Lineage: Eukaryota; Metazoa; Chordata; Actinopteri; Syngnathiformes; Syngnathidae.